Molecule: messenger RNA, 1182 nt
Organism: Necator americanus (New World hookworm)
Lineage: Eukaryota; Metazoa; Nematoda; Chromadorea; Rhabditida; Ancylostomatidae
Exons: 1
Coding region: 1-1182 (393 amino acids)
Source: RefSeq, a predicted model, not a curated record
AUGUACAAGGUAUUGGAGUGCAUUAUCCUGGAUCGACUCAUUAAACAUCGUGAAGAAACAACGCGCGACGAGCAAGCUGGCUUUCGUCUUGGCCGAUCUACGAUUGACCAGGUGUUCAUAGUCAGGAGAGUGAUCGAAAUCUGGCAGCGGUAUUCGAAGCCAAUGCAAUUAGGGUUUCUGAACUUUGAAGCCGCGUUCGACUCUCCUCGCCGAAGCUGUUUUCUCAACGCGUUCCGCGCCGAUGGAGUACCAGGAAAGUUCGUUCGCUUGCUUCAUGACAUGAAUCAACGAACAAGUGCUGCAGUUCGAACACCAGCCGGAUGUACAACACCGUUUGAAGAGGUAACUGGAGUAAGACAAGGGGCAGUGGCAGGACCCUUCCUGUUCAAUUUCGCUAUCGACGACAUUAUGCGAAGAAAAGUCGACCAGUGUCCUGCCGACAUUGUCCUAGCACCAUCAGGGUGCCCUUUGACUGAUCUCGAGUACGCCGACGAUGUUGUUAUAUUCGCGGAAAGCAGUACGAAACUUCAGCAUAUUGUCAACCUUGUAUCGAAGCUGGCUACAGCCUAUGGACUACGUCUACGCCCUGAUAAAUGCAAGCAGAUGUGGAUCUCUUCGAGACCUCGAACGGGAAUCAGGGUGAACGGACAACCGAUAGAACUCGUCGAUGAGUUCUGUUACCUGGGCUGUACGCUGAAGAACAACGAUAGCUACGAGAGAGAUGUUCAGCAAAGAUGCGCUAAGGCCACUUCUGCAUUUAACUCCUUAACGAAACGCCUGUGGUCGACCCCCAUCACCAACGAAGUCAAGCUGCGAGCUAUUCGCAAUUCGCCCUAUCAUAUCCCUAUGAUAUACGGAUCGGAGACUUGGGCAGCACCCUCAACAGUUAUAGUGAGGCUUGACUGCACGGAGCGAAAGUUGCUUAGAAGGUUACUUGGCUACUUUUGGCCUAGGGUAUGUCACAAUGAAGAUCUCUACGCAGAAAUUGAUGUGGUAUACUGGCGGAUGACACGUGGAAGACAUCAACAUCUUGCACCGCCAUCGAAAGUGGCUAAAGUAAAUCGUCUUCGCUUCUUUGGUCAUAUAUUAAGGAGAACGGCAGAUCGCCUUGUUCAACGAGUUCUGAGGAGUUUGCCGGGUUCGAGCUGGAAGAAGCCACUUGGCCGAAAACGGAAGUUCUGA